AUGGCAAAGAGUCUAUCUCUAUCGCAAGCUACCAAGGAGCAUGUCCUGGCUGUUAACCGGGACUUCAUAUCCCAGCCCCGUCUCACUGGUACCAGCGCUGCCUUAGUGCUGCUUAGUGCUGUAGUGCGACUGCAGUCCAUGAGGCUUCCUUACAAGACAGUGUCUGGUGUGAAUGGACCUCUUGUCAUCUUGGAUGAGGUCAAGUUCCCCAAGUUCUCUGAGAUUGUACAGCUGAGGCUUGCAGAUGGCACCCUCCGCUCAGGACAGGUACUCGAGGUCAGCGGCUCCAAGGCCGUCGUCCAGGUAUUCGAGGGUACGUCGGGUAUCGAUGCGAAAAACACUCUUUGUGAGUUCACCGGUGAUAUUUUGCGUACUCCCGUGUCGGAAGACAUGUUGGGACGUGUAUUCAACGGUUCCGGCAAACCCAUCGACAAAGGUCCCCCAAUCUUGGCCGAGGACUACUUGGACAUCCAGGGUCAGCCCAUCAACCCCUGGUCUCGUAUCUAUCCCGAGGAAAUGAUCCAGACUGGUAUCUCCGCUAUUGACGUGAUGAACUCCAUCGCCCGUGGUCAGAAGAUCCCCAUCUUCUCUGCUGCUGGUUUACCCCACAACGAAAUUGCUGCCCAGAUUUGUAGGCAGGCCGGUCUUGUCAAGAUCCCCGGCAAAUCAGUUCUCGAUGAUCAUGAAGACAACUUCGCCAUCGUGUUCGCCGCUAUGGGUGUCAACAUGGAGACUGCUCGUUUCUUCAAGCAGGACUUCGAAGAGAAUGGUUCCAUGGAGAAUGUGUGCCUGUUCUUGAACUUGGCCAAUGACCCCACCAUUGAGAGAAUUAUCACACCCCGUUUGGCUCUUACAGCUGCCGAAUUCUUGGCUUAUCAGUGCGAGAAACACGUGUUGGUCAUCUUGACUGACAUGUCCUCGUACGCCGAGGCUCUGCGUGAGGUGUCCGCCGCCCGUGAGGAGGUACCCGGACGUCGUGGUUUCCCAGGUUACAUGUACACGGAUUUGGCCACAAUCUACGAGCGCGCUGGACGUGUAGAGGGCAGGAACGGCUCCAUCACUCAGAUCCCCAUUCUUACUAUGCCUAACGACGAUAUCACUCACCCUAUUCCUGAUUUGACUGGUUAUAUUACUGAGGGACAGAUCUAUGUAGACCGUCAGCUCCACAACAGACAGAUCUACCCACCGGUGAACGUGCUGCCAUCUCUGUCACGUUUGAUGAAGUCCGCCAUCGGCGAGGGCAUGACCCGCAAGGACCACUCCGACGUAUCUAACCAGCUGUACGCUUGCUACGCCAUCGGUAAGGACGUGCAGGCGAUGAAGGCCGUCGUCGGUGAGGAGGCUCUGACGCCCGACGAUCUCCUCUACUUGGAGUUCCUCACCAAGUUCGAGAAGAACUUCAUCUCGCAGGGCAACUACGAAAACCGCACAGUCUUCGAGUCCCUUGACAUCGGUUGGCAGCUCCUCCGUAUCUUCCCCAAGGAGAUGUUGAAACGUAUCCCAGCGUCCAUCCUGGCCGAGUUCUACCCCAGAGACUCCCGCCAUUAA
This is a messenger RNA of Arctia plantaginis, 1548 nucleotides long. Lineage: Eukaryota; Metazoa; Arthropoda; Insecta; Lepidoptera; Erebidae. The record is from the annotation of a GenBank genome assembly.